AUGACAUCACGAGCCGCUCAAGACUUUCAAAAACGUGGCUGGUGUUCUUUCCCAUUCACCGUUUCACCAAACGCCGUUUCCGAUAAUCCCUUUUCUCCGUUUGAUCUGAACGUUGAGUAUAAGCCUGAAGUCGAAAAGGAUCGAGCUUUAAUGGUUGAAACCAGUCUAGAAGUAGAAGAAGAUGAUGAUGGUGAUAAAGAGAAUAUUGAUCCUUUAGAUGGAGAAGAAGAUGGGAUUAUGUGUGAUGUAUGUCAAAGUAUAGACGGUGAUCCAUAAAACCCAAUCGUGUUCUGCGACGGUUGCGACUUAGUGUUCCAUGCUUCUUGCUAUGGUAACCCUUUGGUUAAGGCUAUACCAGAAGGUGACUGGUUUUGCGGACAGUGUAUUGCGUCAAGGUCGUUGAAGAAGAGAGAGAAGAUGUUCUCUUGCUGCUUGUGUACAACCAAAGGUGGGGAGAUGAAACCGACAAAGGAUGGUCGAUGGGCUCACAUCACAUGCUCGUUGUUUGUGCCGGAAGUCUACUUUGAGGAUCCUGAAGGAAGGGAAGGGGUUUGUUGCAGCGAGAUACAGAGUAAGAGAUGGGAAGAUGUGUGUUAUUUGUGCGAGAUUAGAGGUGGGUGUGUUAUAGAGUGUUCUGAGAUGAAGUGUGAGUUGGGGUUCCACGUUACUUGCGGGUUGAAGGAAGAUCUUUGUGUUGAGUACCGUGAAGGGAAGAAGAGUGGUGGUAUUGUUGUUGGUUUCUGUGAUGAGCAUACUAAACUGUGGGAGAGGGUAAUAUUUGCAUCAUCAUAUACUUAUCUAUUUAGUUGUGUAAAAAAUGUGUAGGGAUUAGUUUUGAUGAUAAGUUUUUGUUUGUCAGCAACAGGAAAGUGGGACGUACAAGAUUGUUGCCAGAAAUUAAGAUAACGAGUUGCAGAAAGCUGGAAGGCCAGAAGCACUCUUUUACUUGCAACUCCAAGAAGUUUCAUGCUCGGCAAGUUUUAUGCUAUGUUCGAAUUGUUAUUAACUUGCAUAAGGCUAAAGCUUGAUCAAUCUAAUUCCUUUCUCAUUGUAUCCUUUUCUGGUUUAUGUCAUGAUGAUCAUUGACUAUAUUUUCUUUUGGAAGAUAGAUCAGGAUGUUGAUCAUCUUCUGCUCUUUACUCUGUGAUCGUAAAUCAAAUAAGAAACACUUUCUUGAAAUGCAUCCUUAUGAUUAAACCGUAGAAAAUAUAAUAAUCAAAGUACACUCAAGAGAUUAAUACCAUUUGACUAAAAUAAUUCAAUUGUUAAGGUAUUUAUCCAUCAGUAUAUCAGUAAUAAUUUGGUAAGCCUUUUCACUCGGAUGAUAAGGGUCAAAGAUCACAUGAGUCCCAAACAUGUAAAGGAGUAAGUUUGUUGCACAAAACAAUUAACUCAAUUCUUCAUGUACCACAGGUCCACAACAAUUGCAAAACCAUGUAUAAUAUAUUAUUAGUGUAUAGUGUGAAAGGUUUUUAGCUGUACAAAGCUAGUCACUUGGUCAAUAAGUGUUUAGUGAGAAUUUUUUUGAUGCUAGUAGCUACCAAAAACAGAUGAUUAUCAACUGCCAAGACACUGACGGAUGUUCAGAUAGAUCAGGAUAUUAAUUGGUUAUGUUCUGCUCUUCAAACUCAGACUUAACAAGUUCAGUCAUUUUACUGUCUCAAUCAUGUUUGAAGCAUUGCAUUAGAUUCAAAGAGGCAUGUUUUUUUUCUUGAGAGCAUGUUAACCGAAAUAUAAUGCUGAUAACCUAACCGGAAUCUCAUACCAAUAAUCUGAUUUAACAAAAGGCAUUGGUGCCGCCGCCUCGAAACAAACAGAGAUCGAGAAUUUCUCCGACCAUCAGA
Molecule: messenger RNA, 1844 nt
Organism: Brassica napus (rape)
Lineage: Eukaryota; Viridiplantae; Streptophyta; Magnoliopsida; Brassicales; Brassicaceae
Product: protein Jade-1
Biological process (GO): regulation of transcription by RNA polymerase II
Source: RefSeq, a predicted model, not a curated record